AUGAAACGUGUGCGAAAUCUCGCGGCUGGUGCUGGGAAUGUGGACGAGAUGGUAAAGAAGAAAUGGACAUUACUACUGGUGAUAGCGUUGAUAUCGCAUUGCACCUUUACAAGUGGAGUACGUGUCAAAGGCAAAUGGAACACAGCCUUGGAACGCGUGAAGAUUGUUACCAAGUUUGGAUUUCAGCAGACCAGCGCUUUAGAUCGCGAGAACACUCGAGGUUUUGUUUUUGGCAAUGUGACAGCUCCUGGUGCUACUAAUUUGACAAGGCAAUUUUUAUUCGCUCUAGUGCCACAUACCUUGAUUAGUUCGUUCCACAGUGAUUCCCGUUAUGCAAUGUCCUGUGGUACUAUGAUGCAGAAUCUCAGCAAAAUGGGGUUUGAGUCACGCUGCUUGUCCGACGGUCAUCGUGGUGACAUAUUCCGAUGGGUACCGUGCGUUAAAGGCCAACUGUGUCGAGAGGAAGAUGAUCCACGUGUCGUAGUGCCUAGAUGUCAGUUAACAAUGCAAAUUGAAGAGCCGUCAACUGCGGAAUACUGGUAUAUCGUCUUGGUUGCUUGUAAACUUGAUAAAUCGUGCAACUGGACACAAUCCCAUGGUAGUGUCGUCGUUGAGUACGACAUAUGGUUAACAAACGGAAAGCCGGGAUCCUCAGCAGCAAAUCCUCUGACGUGGCAGUUCUCCUUUGAUGAACAGGACACCCUCGAGCUGUACAUGAUUACAUUGGUCAUGUACCUAAUCCUGUCUGGGAUCAUGUCGCGUGGAAUACAGAUGUCCAAGCGCAGCAUUCCGCCUGCUAGAUUAAGGUUGCUGAAUUACAUAAUAACUAUGAAAGCUGUGGGAGUCGCCUUACAAUCUUUGAAUGUAUUCGUAUUCGCGCUCGACGGACAAGGUCUAUUUUUUGCCAGAGUAUUAGGAGAAGUUCUCAGGAUAGCGAGCAUUGAAUUAUUGUGUUUAUUGUUGUUGUUGGUAUCACAAGGUUGGGGACUGUAUCCGUGGGCGUCAGUCCCAUCGCGGUCCUGUAUCAUCACAUGGGCCAUUUUUGCCGGAGUUCACUUCACCCUGUUUCUUUGUAAUUUUGUGUUUAUAUAUGACGUUUUGCAUGAUGUUGAUAUCUUCACUUCUUGGCCAGGAUACGGUCAGCUAAUUAUCAGAAUAAUGCUCGCCCUUUGGUUUUUGGUGGAGAUUAGAAGUCUCAUUAUCAAAGAAGAAAGUGAGGAAAGGGCGACAUUUGUAGCACAUAUUGGAGCUGGUUUUCUUGUAUGGUUUGUCUAUUUGCCAGGACUUGGUGUCAUUGCGUCAUUUAUAUCUCAGUUGUGGCGAUUUAAAAUAAUUCUUGGAAUAACUACUUUUGCCAACUACGUUGCCAUUGCUUGCCUUGUUCAUCUCUUUUGGCCAACCAGUUCAUAUAGAAAGUACUUUCAGGAUGAGUUGAAUAUGCAUCGCCGUAUGGACAGAACAGAGUCGCAUGAAAUGCAUGACCUUGAAAGGUUGCUAUUUGAAUCUGAUCAUUCAGAUGCAGAUUUCCCGGAUGCCGAUAACAGCCAUCCAUUACAUUCUAUAUAG
Ostertagia ostertagi is the source of this 1566-nucleotide messenger RNA. NCBI's taxonomy places the organism in Eukaryota, Metazoa, Nematoda, Chromadorea, Rhabditida, Trichostrongylidae. The record is from the annotation of a GenBank genome assembly.